Messenger RNA from Staurois parvus, 345 nucleotides. Lineage: Eukaryota; Metazoa; Chordata; Amphibia; Anura; Ranidae. The record is from the annotation of a GenBank genome assembly.
CUGAUAGACAGCACUGACUGGCAUCACUGCUGGGCACUGACUGGCGGCACUGACUGGCACAACCCCUGGGCACUGACUGGUGGUACUGACUGGCAGCACUGGUGGGUGGCACUGGUGGGUGGGCACAGGUGGGUGACACUGCAGAGUGGCACAGGUGGGUGCACUGCUGGGCACAGGUGGGCGGAGCUUGCGGGUGGCACUGCUGGGCACCGAUCAUCUGGGCACUGAUCAUCAGUGCCCUGAUGAUCGGUGCUGAUCCCACUCUGACAACUGCCGGUUCUCGGCAGCACUUUCCUCACGAUCUGACAGCGUGAGGAAAGUGCAGCCGAGAACCGGCACUUGCAU